AUGGUGAAGCUCGCGUCGACUAGGGAGAGCCGCGCCUACGGGCCCGGCCGCCGCACCCGCAACCGGUGGGAGUACCUCAACGCCGGCUUCUACCUCCUCGCUGCUCUCUUCCUCGUCUGUGGUUUGUCAGUCCUGCUCUCUCCUUUCCCCUACAGUGCCAACUACGGCCUCCCCCUUACCCUCCUCGGUCUCGCCUUCCUCCUCCCCGUCAACGCCCACGACCUCGUCGCCCACCUCGCCGGCUUCGACUACUGCUUCCCGCUGUUCGAGUUCGACCUGCAGCUGGCACUCGUGGAGUUCUCUGUUCCCGUGAUCAACAUCGUCGGCACUAUCUUAGCCUUUGUCGGCGUCUUGCUCCUCUCGCUCCAGACGGAGAAUGGAUACAAUGAGUUGCUUCAAAAACAUGCUCUGAACACUUUGAUCGCCGGCCCACUCUUUUGGCUCAUCGGCUCCAUCCACAACAUAUGCCAGAUCUACGAGCGAGCAAAUGGGCAUGUUCAGAUCCUGCAGAAGUGCGUCCAGCUUCCUCUGCUCACGGGAAGCUUGCUUUUCUUGGUCGCUGGAAUUCUCAGCAAAUGCCAUGUCGAAACUCACAGCUGCCUCUGUUUUUCAACGCAGGAGAGAAAUUGGGGUUGGCUGGGUCUGUGCGGGAGUGUUCUGUUCAUGGUUGGUGGGUUGAUGAAUGUGAUUAAGGUGUUCAAGAUGCAGCAAAUGGACGGGCUGAGGCUUGAGAAGCUUCGAGGCUCUGCAUAUGAGAGGUUAAGUAAAGGCAGAGAGGAUCGGCUUACAUUGAUACUUGGAAACGGUAGGAUGAAGAAGCAAUUUGAGGAAGUUGGUCUUCUUCAGGAGAAAACUGGAGCACGAGAGCGAUCGAGCGAGGGAAGUCAGCAGGACCUCUUAAAUACACACAUUUCAUUUCAAGGGAAUAAUAUGAAAUCUAUUGUCCUUUUUUUCUGA
This is a messenger RNA of Zingiber officinale, 957 nucleotides long. RefSeq lists its product as uncharacterized. The transcript is spliced from 3 exons. NCBI's taxonomy places the organism in Eukaryota, Viridiplantae, Streptophyta, Magnoliopsida, Zingiberales, Zingiberaceae. The record is from RefSeq and is a predicted model, not a curated record. Bases 1 to 957 code for a protein of 318 amino acids.